GGGUAGGAUUUAGUUGGGUCGCAAGUGGGAGAGAUCUCACUUCAGAAGAUAGUCUCGAGUAACUUCUAACGCAGUCCAAUCUAACUCAUGUGUUUAGCAGUGGGAAUGUCGGAACUGUUGGGGUGCAUUUAUGAGCCUCAUUUAGAAACUUGCUUUUUAAAGGACUUUCUCGAAUUGACUCCUGUUCUGCUGUUCCUGAUUAAAAUACGAACUAAUUCAGAUCGUGAACCCCUCGUGCCAGCUCGCUGCUAGUGUUUCUUUAGAAAGGUCGAUGGGCGCGUAGGUAGAUUGGUUACUACGGUUGGUGUUGGUUAGGGGUUUGUGGUUCUUUCACUUCGGGUUUCUUGAUCUUAAGUUUUCAAGGUACAACAGAAUUGCAAUGCUAAAUCUCGAUGAGAUGAGAGACUGCGUUAUCGAGCGCUGCAGUUUUGCAAACAUGAGACGAGUGCUCCUCGUCUGCGACCUGACCUGGCUCAACGGCAAGAAAAGCUCCUAGGAUGCAGACGCUUGUUUCAGCAUUUUUCUCACCGCACAAUUUUCUUUUUAUCAAUCGUCACUGUCACGAUGAGCUUCGAGGCCAUCCUGAAGGCAGAGGAUGAUGGCAGGAGGCGCAGCUCCCGUCUGAAUUUUAUCGUUCUGCUGAUGAUUCUUAUAAUCAACGCUCUGGCAUUUUGUGGGUUCCAGUAUCUCUACAGGGUGGAGCAGCACCAUCAGGAUAUGAACGAUGGAUCAUUUCAGGAAUCCAACAAGUUCCAAUCCUCUGUCGUUGAGAAGCAGGACGAACUUUCGAAUCAGAUGAAUGACACCUUGGAGGAAAUUCGAGAUCUCCGUCGUCAGCUCCGAAGAUCUCGAGAGCGGAUCGCUCAAAUGGAGGGGAGGCACCUGAAGCUUCUCCUUGACAUUCAAGCAAAUACCAGAUCUAUCCUCGAAGCCGAAAGCGACGAAGGUCGAAACACUGCUGGUGAAUUGGUAAAUCAAUCUAUUGAGGCUGAUCCUUACCAUCGCUGGAUGCUUGAUAGGCGCGACACUCUCCCCGAGGAAUUUCGUGAGUAUGUGGCGACAAGGAAACUUGUUUUCGGCUGGAAUCCCGCUCUUUCGACGGACAUGAUGACUGCCACUGUUGGGCAGGCGUGCGUUGCCAACUUGGACGACCUCAAGCAGUUUAUGAAUUAUGAGGUCGGCAAGGUGUGUCCUGAUGAUGAUAAUCUGGCACAGAAGCUCUUAUUGAAUGGUUGCGAGCCUCUUCCCCGUCGCCGAUGCUUGGCAAGGGGACCCAUAAAACCUACGGAGCCACUCCCGUUUCCGGAUUCCUUGUGGACUGAACCACCGGAUGAAAACAUCCGCUGGUCAGCUUACGACUGCAAGAGCUUCGAGUGUCUAAACACUCGAUCUGCCAGAAAAGUGUUCGCUGAUUGUCUCGACUGCUUCGAUCUUAAAGGUCGGGAGGCACAUCGAUGGGUGGGGAGGCCAUCAAAGCCUCACGCUGUUGACUUUACGGUGGAGCAAGUUCUCGCUAUGAAGAGCGGCAUCCGCAUCGGUUUGGAUAUCGGAGGUGGAACGGGCUCCUUCGCAGUUCGGAUGCGAGAACACAACGUCACUAUCAUAACAUCGACAUUGAAUUUGAAUGGUCCUUUCAACAAUUUCAUAGCACAGCGAGGAGUAAUCCCCUUCUUUGUGUCGUUAGGGCAACGGUUUCCAUUCUGGGACAACACGUUAGACAUUGUUCACUCAAUGCAUGUUCUUUCGAACUGGAUUCCUUUCGAAAUCCUCGAGUUUGUCUUUUACGACAUUGAUCGUAUCUUGAGACCCGGCGGGGUCCUGUGGCUUGACCACUUCUUUUGCAUCCAGUCUGAACUAGACACAAGAUAUGCGCCAUUAAUUAGAAGCUUCGGUUACAAAGAGCUGAGAUGGGACGUCGGAAAAAAGCUCGAUCGCGGUGCUGAGAAGAAGGAAGUAUACCUCUCCGCCCUUCUUGAGAAACCUUUGACAGGCAGAUAUUAAGAUUAGAAUGUCGUACGGUUGAGUGCUUGAACCACUCCCAUUUACAGAUUGGAGAAUCAGUCCAGAGAUUACCUUGGCAUUCUGCUAUUUCAUAAGAUGUAACCCGAACCAAAUGAGAUGCGCCCAGUAGAAAAUCAGUAGUUAUUAGGAGGAAGGUUGAGAAUUUCACUUAAUUUUGAUGUGUAGGAGUUGAAGGGUUUCUUGGUAACACGAUACCAGUGCCUCGAAAUUAUGUACUUCGCAAUUAUGCUUAUUCUUGGGCGGGCUAUAUUUAUAUUUUGAUGCAAUCAGCUUCUCAAUUGAGCUGCAGAUACUUGAUUCUCCCUA
Physcomitrium patens is the source of this 2328-nucleotide messenger RNA. NCBI's taxonomy places the organism in Eukaryota, Viridiplantae, Streptophyta, Bryopsida, Funariales, Funariaceae. The record is from RefSeq and is a predicted model, not a curated record.